Messenger RNA from Ooceraea biroi (clonal raider ant), 6455 nucleotides. Its product is annotated as fl(2)d-associated complex component. Lineage: Eukaryota; Metazoa; Arthropoda; Insecta; Hymenoptera; Formicidae. The record is from RefSeq and is a predicted model, not a curated record.
AGCGAGCACGAGCGAGGGUGCACGGAGCGCAGUGUGCUCGCGAAGGGUUGCCUUGGCUGCGGGCACGCCAGUGCAGCCGCCGGUAUACCACCAGGCAGGAGUAGUCGCCGCGGCUCGACGAUGUUCACGGUUGAGCUGAGUUGAGCGCGCGCGAGGAGGAGGAGGAGGAGGAGGAGAGGAGAUUGUUCGCGGGCCACCCUCUCGCGCCUUUGCUUCACUCAUCCUGUUCGCGACUUCGGCUGCGGGGGGUGAGACAGGAAGACAGAGAUGCCAGCAGCUGGUGCGGCCGUGCCGGCCGUUGUCGAGGGUGCCGGUCAACUGGAGGACCUGGAUGAACCACCCGAGCCGCGUGUUCGUGGUGGCAGUGGACGGGCCGGCUUGAUGAAACCCCUGGUGGUGUUAGCCCUACCCGGCAUGUACCUCUUCUACAAGUACAGCCAGUACAGGCGGGAACAGCGCGAGCUCUCUCGCCGAAGGGUCACUGAGAGGGAGCUUCAGCAUCUUCAUCACAAAAUCGAUAAGUUGCUGACGAAAUUAGAGGAGAACGAGCCGGAGCUGGCAUCAUCGCAGGAGGACGAGUGUGUCAUAUGCGUGAACGCGAGAGCGACGAUGCAAACGGCGCCAUGUGGGCAUCGAGUGGUCUGCAGACGCUGCUUCGUCAAGACGAUACAAAUGGCGGUGUCGCAGAGGCUGCUGCCGCUGAGAUGCGUGAUAUGCAGAGCGAAGAUCCUGCGGCUGAAGCAGACUCUCAUUCCGCGCGACUAUUCGAUGUCGGGUAAAUCCUGGGUGCUCCCGCAAAGCGCGUCGGAGUACAACAUGGGCACCGGUGUCACCGCCGGCGUGUCCGGCCCCGGCGGCAGAUGGGGAACCGGAAGUGUACCAGCCUCCGCCUCUUUAUACUCGAUGACCAGCGGUUCGUCCUCCAUCUCUGGAGUGUCUUCCGUUUCUUCGGCAACUUCCUCGUCCGCGAACAGUACUGGAAGUUCCGGCAAACCCUCGAGGCUACGGCAACCUACAGGCGCUACCUUUAGACGUUGCCAGACGCAGUCGAUGAAACUGAGGAUCCAGGAAUAUCAGGAUCCAAUUCAGCAAGUCGCCGAAGAGGAGGAGAUUCUGCGGGACAACCGGGAACGUCGAUUGCCUCCGAUCAAAGAAUUCCAGAGGGACUAUCGCGCUGGCAAGGCGUCCACCAGAAUCAGAUGUGCUCAAAAGAUCGUGACGCAGCUGGAAACGUCGCCGAGUCCGAGGGGUGCGUCCGGCGUCACCACGGCAUCAUCGUCAUCGUCAGCGUCAGCGUGUGGCCGCGUCGCGCCAAAGCGGCCGACAUCGGCGCCGAAAAUGUCGGUGGUCCAGGAGGUGCAGAAGUCGAAGAAAGAGAAGGAACGGGAAAAAGAGCGCGAGAAAGCGGAGAAGGCGCGGCAGAAGGAGGAGGAGAAGGCGGAAAAAACCAGGCAAAAAGAGGCGAAGAAAUUGGCGAAGGAGGAGAAGAAGAGAGCAAAGAAGGAAGCGAAGGCGCGGCGGAAGGAAGCCGAGGAGGCUCUUCUUAGGGACGAAAAGUAGGGAUCUGACCGAUCGCGUAAAAAAUCUCGAGAUGGGUAUCGAGAGGUCGAUCGUCGUGAUACAGGUAUCGUGAAGAGUCCUUGGGUAACCGACGACGACUUCCGGUGUCUCGUAUCAGCAUAGAAUCGACAGCAUGCACGGGACGAGUUGCGGACUUUCGCAUUAUCACGGGAAUAACGGAGCUUCGUAAUGUCUUGCUCUUGAAGAAGGCCUCUUGAAAAUCCCACAGUCAACUAUCGACUAGCGAAUAUGGCCUAGUACGAAAGCGGUCUCCUCAAAGGCGAACACUUGGCACAGUUGCACGGAUCUUGUUGGCGUUAAUAAAUCCGACGUGCGCCAUUGUAUCCACGGUUCGCUCGUUGCCUGAAUAAAAUGUUAAUAACUCACUGGAACAGUUCGUAACUCGUCCUGAACUACACCUUGAAACGUAGGCUUGCGAGAGAGGACGGUGCAAGGAGAAGUAUACCUAAAAAAAAAUCUAGAAGCGGCCAAACUUAGUAACCCGUCAUAUCGAGUUAUCGCGGACUAAUAUUAUUACCGAUAGGAAAACUCGAACAUAGCGCUACAAUUUAGAAUCCGAGCGGAUUAUUUCGACCUUAUGCUCUUACGAUUGCGAUUGUUUCAUCCCGGAAUCAUCGUGUCUCAUCUUCCGUUUGAAUCAUCUAGUCGAAAUCUACGAGAAUCCGUAAGAUCGGAAUUCGGCUAUACGGAUGGUCACAUCUCACAAUUGGUUAACGAUUAAUGACUGUUAUACGAACGAUCAUUGCAAGAUAUACCAAAUUCAUAGCUGAUUCAUUCGCAUGAUGAGCGUUUUCACCGUAAUGUUAAUCGUUGACCGCCAAUUCCUGAUAAUCGAUAAUCCCGUUCCUCCAGUCAAUUUAAACUAGUCAUCGUACCUUCGCCUACGACAUUAACGAAAAAAGAAAGAAAAACAUUCGAUUCUCGAUCAUCUCCAUCUUCCUCUGACAUCUCAUCUCAACAAUGGAGAACAGCGCGGGGUAAAGUGCUUGCAGAAUAUAUUACGACAUUACAAUUUCUCGUAUUCCACUAGUAGCGUAAAAAUAAAAUUAUUUUCCGUUUCGACCUGUCGCGAAAUGACUUUGGUAUGUAAAACUCGAUAAAUCUCAUUUCUAGGACGCCGAAGAGAGAUCUAAGCGGCAAUCUAAGGAUUUGUAGGUCUUGCGCAAUUCCGCCGAAGUUGAACCGAAGAAAAAGAAGCCGCAAGCAUUUUCCUCCGCUCGCUACUUCGCACUCCUCGCAUUAAAUAUCCUUCCUCCCCGCAUCCAUCACGUAUGUUGUAUAUACACCCGCACAGGAUUCACAAGCGGACGUGAGGGAUUCUCGUGCCGCAAGCAAAGUCGUACGAGUCGCGUACGAGGAUAGCCUAAUAAGAUCGAUUUGUUAAAACGCGAGAGAGGGUAUAUACCUAAUAACGAGAUAGUCUUAUAUAGAGUACAAUAUACAUAUAUACAUUUAUAAAUAUAUAUAUUAUAUAUAUAUUAUAAAUAGACAGAGAAAGAGAACAGAAAUUUUUGAACACAGCGCGUGUCUCGUUACUGUUCGUAAAUUCGUAGGCUCGUAGGAACUCUUGAUAUCGAUUACCCUCUCGGUUCAACUCCUUCUCCGCGCUCGGCAGAUUCGCGAGCGACUUAUUAUCUAAAACGAAACAAGCAAUUAAUUAUAAAAUCGCUAUGCCCUGUUACGGCGUUCCGUAGGAUUCCUCGUAAAGAGUUUCGAUGACGUUACACAAGAGUUGCGCGCUGAUAAUUAGCUUUAAUGACGAGAACCCCCGUGUGUCGUCGACACACCACAUGACACACACACACACACACACACACACAUGUACACCUACACGCGACACACAGACGAUUCUUCGAUCUUAGAUCCCAUCCCUGACCUCGAUCGUCUAUCGCCUUGUGAGUCUCCCGUGAGCAGCCGAAAAUCAAAAGCAAUUUUUUUAUCAAGUCUGCGCGUGAGGAUUAGCUGCAGGUCUCGAUAUCAAAAUGAUCAAUGGUAUAGGGAAGUAGGCGACGUCGUCCACCUGCUGGGUGAACGGCGACCACAUUAGCGGGAAGUUCAGCGUUACAUUCAGCGAUGCAUUUAACAAAAACGAUGACGGUUUGAUAACAAUGACAAUACUUCUUUUGUAACCGAAAGAAAGCGCAAGCGAGCGUGAAAUCUUUCGGCAAGCCACAAGUCGUUACGAGCUGACACAUCACGCCACGAUAGCGGGACGGAUGAGAAAGUCUCAAAUGCCAUUUCUUGUCCUUUGGUUAAUUCGCUCUGUGGGAUCGAGCUCGAUGCACAAUUCUAAUAAUAUGGGCGCAAGAAAAUCAAACACCGAAUAGUAUUCCAAUGAGCCGCGGUAUAUGUAUAGAAUACUAUAUGGAAUAAUAAACCGCGAACCAUACCGUGCCCCGUAAAUCGUAUGAUAUUUAUAAAUUGCAUAAAUUUCUGAUGAGAUUGCUAUUAAGCGUGAGGCGCAGUAAAUUGAAAUAAUGCGGCAGCGUAGAAGAAAGCGCAAUUUAUUUGGCUUCGUAAUCUUUUUUGCCACGUUACGUAAAAUUCAAUCAGUUGCAUCCAAUCAUUAGCAGCUCAUGGUAUGGUUCGGCGAUUUCGAGAUCAAGUAUAGUCGCGAAGGUAGCAGGUAUUAGCGCUGCCGAGAAACAGAUACGGCGGCAUUCGAGAAGAAUUGGAUGACGAUUUUAAUUGUAUACCAAAAAAGCGAUCGUGCACAUAUCAGUAGUGAUAGUCAACUUUAAUUAGCGUUCUCGUUUGGACCGCAUUGCGCCGCUCUAAGAUGACCCAAUUUUCAUUUCUCCCAUCCAUCCUCCCUCUCUCUUCACGAGUGAGUGAGUGAGCCGGCGGAAUUAAAGUAAUUAAACGAUAUAAUCGCGAGCGGCAAUGAGGUUAAUCCGAUGACGCUACUUAUUAGCGUGUAACGUUUACCGUCAAUUAUUAUACCCAUUGCAUCGAUCCCAACUGUGACAAGCCCGACUCGUAGUACGGCAUACUUGAUAAUCAAAAUAAGCAUCUAUGGGGAUCCUCGACCUGCCAUCUCUUUCGUUUUUAAAUCGAAAUCGAGUCGAGGAUCGUUCGUAGGAAGCAUGUAGGGUCUAGGAAGUUUUCCUUACGGCUCAUAUAAAUCUAUGCGACCGCGAGACUUUCUCGAAUCCCGAGGCGGAGGGAUGCGGAGGGUUGCUGCGAGUGCGAAACGCAAUUAGCGUGCGUCUAAAGCGCGGAAGUACGACGAGAAAGCGCGAGGGUGUCUUUUGCCAUCACGUCAUGUCAAUUCCCGUGAGAUCAACCGGCGACCGGUCCUCGUGGUAGCAAAAUCGAUACGGUUCACGAUUUCUCGGAGUCACACCAACGGGAAAUGCCUGCGCUGUUGUAUCGAAACGAAAGCGCGAGACCGAAACGCGAGAGUCUCUCGUUGUACGGCGAAUCUCUUCGACGUAACAGAUUUGUUAAUCCUUGCCACGAAUUUUCGACUGUAUUUGGAGAAAUGUAAAUUGAAUUGAAUGGAGAAGAUAAUUUCGUGAUCAACUGGAUUCAAACGAGUGACUGGUCCGCAUGUUCAUACGGCAAACAGCAAUAUUAACUCUGCGCUUCAUCGCUUGACGGAAUCAAAAACGGAAUCAAACAGCGAGAGAGAUGAUGCGUAGAGGCGUAGAGGAAAAAUCAUAUACGUAAAAUUACGAAAACGUACGUUAAAACUCUGAAGAAAAAGACGAGUUUAGUUAAGCAAAUUGCGCAUUUUAACUGAUACGUAAUCUACGGACAUUUUAACACAUCACUCGAUACUUGAGGAUUAACAAUGGGCAGGCAGAAAAAUGCGGAGAAAAGAGGAGGUAGCGUAAUCGUUGGCAAUAAUCUAAGAACAGAAGUGCGUAGACGAAGUGGGGGACGAUCUCUCCCACUUGUCUCGCCUGUGCGAUAGUACGAAGCGCGUAUAUCACGAUUAGACAUAACGAGAGCGACUUUAUUGUACUUUAUUACAUAAGGCAGAAUUUGUAGACAGUUUGUAUUAGGCUGAUAUCAUCGCCAGAGCGAUCCUCGUCCGAGAACGAGGCCCGAUUAUCGCUUCGAGUUUCAACAUAAUGCUCGCGUAACUCUGGAAAAUCCCAUAUUUUACCUUCUACGUUCUACAGACAGUAUCGGAAACUUUUGCAUUAGGCGAGAUCAUAGAUGAAGCUGAUGACCGUUGCUUUCCGUUCGAUACCACUUUCGUUCCUCUUCCUAAAUCGUUCGCAACAAUCUUCUUCUGGUACCAUGUCAACGGAGCACGAUACGUGGAGAAAAGAUCGUAGAUGCGAUCGAGGAACGCGAGCUGCGUAAAAUCAAAAUCGUCUGAAGAUUGGACGUGGAAUAACGUAGGAGUAAUCUCGUGGCAACCUCGCGUUCCCAGAUCGACCUUCGUAUACCCGGACUUCGGACACCCGCUACAUUCGAAGCGCGUUGAAAGACGGUAAACUGAUGUUAUAAUAUUAGUGACGGAACGUUUACAUCGUAGCGAAUAAGCGUUAACAGCUAGUGAACGAAAGUAGCAUCUUCGGUUCAUCUAUUGCGAGCUUCUUAGAAAUUUUCGGAGGGCAGUGGUCCCCUUUUCCCUCUUCUCGAAUGUAUACGGCGUAUCUUCUCGACUGCAUCUUGGAUCUCAUUGACUCGCGCUCGACAAAUAAGACGAGGGAUAUAAAAAGAAAAAAAAGAAGAAGAAAAGAACGGCUUGAACGGUUGAUUUUAUCGAGUCUAUUUUUAGUAGUUUUGUUCAGAGGCUAAACAGGCGAAGAAGGAAACUUAUACAAAAGAUUAUAUUACGUGAUGUGUUGCGACAACUAUAAGAGCAGAUAAUGGAUAUAAAAAACAAAUCAAAUAAAACGUUAUGAUGAAUGUUA